GCAGCUUUGGCUCCGCCCGCGCCGUUGGACCUCUUCACCCGGACGUGUCUGAGUAGAGGAUUCGGUUUGAGUUGACACCCGGACUGGACGCAACUUCAAAACCUUCGGCGCGUUUGUGUGACUUUUUCUGACUUUCUGACGUUUGAGGAGUUACGUGUCAUUCAACGCGGCCGUCGGUUUUUGAUUGUCGGAGCGGCCGCAGUUUGUCCGUGUGACUUUGCCUGAAGGAAGACGAACUUUUCCAGCUGUUUCUUCGGAAUCAUGGCCUGUGAGUCGCCCGAGGACCGUCACCGACGAAUGUCCUGUGAAGGAGACGCUCUGUCAGAUGAGCGGAUCGGGGAAGCUCUGAUCCAAGAGGUCAUAGAGGAGGAGCUGAAGGAGGUUCGCUCCGAGGACGUCCCCCCUUUCACCCCCGUGGCUGUAAACAGACAGAGCGACCAGGAACAGAAGAUGGUCAACCAGCUCGCCACCAUGGUUCGCAUCAUCGGAGACAAAAUGCACUCGGACCGGGCCUUCCAGGAUGCAAUCGACGGGAUGGUCCAGAUCUCGGACUCCAAGUGGGACCGGUUCCGGCAGGUGGCAGACAAAGUGUUUGAGCAUGGGAUCACGUGGGAGAGGAUCGCCGUGCUCAUCUACGUCGCCGGCAGGCUGGCCGUCAAAAUGGUCAGGGCUCAUCUCCCUCAGUCGGUGAGGGACGUCCUGCGGUGGACGGUGGACUACUUCAAAAACCACCUCCUCAACUGGGUGCAGAGUAACGGAGGAUGGAUCAGCAGCUUCUCGGUGCUGGCCGCCGUGUCCAUGCAGCGCGUGUCCUCCAUUAGCAGCUACGGCCUGGUGCUGGUGUUCGUCGCCGGCGUGGGUCUGGGCAGCAUCGUCACCUGGAGGAUGACCAGAUGAGACGCGUUUGGAUGCUAGCAGACAUGAGUGCAGUGUUUACCAGAGAGAGGCCUCCUCUCCUAUUUUAUUCAUUUAUCUGUGGAAAAACUUGAAAGAAACAGAAUUGUUAGUCCUUCAUUUCUUGUUUAUGAACUACGUUUCUUUUUACCAACCUUCUCUCUGACGAACAGCUGAAUUUAAACUGAAUGAAAGGCGUUUAUGGUCGUAAGCUGACAUGUUUACGCUGAUAUUUGAAAGUCCGAAUGUUUCCUCGUCUGGUCCUUUUUAUAAUAACAUAUGUCUCUACCAUUACUCAUCAGGUAAUUGGUCAGUAUUGGGUCUGCACUGGUUCUGUAUUGUACCUAACUGGGAAUAAAAGAUUUGAGUUUCUCA
Molecule: messenger RNA, 1269 nt
Organism: Betta splendens (Siamese fighting fish)
Lineage: Eukaryota; Metazoa; Chordata; Actinopteri; Anabantiformes; Osphronemidae
Product: apoptosis regulator BAX-like
Exons: 6
Coding region: 262-897 (211 amino acids)
Biological process (GO): mitochondrial fusion; positive regulation of apoptotic process; intrinsic apoptotic signaling pathway in response to DNA damage
Cellular component (GO): mitochondrial outer membrane
Molecular function (GO): protein heterodimerization activity; channel activity; protein homodimerization activity
Source: RefSeq, a predicted model, not a curated record